AACAAAUGUUCCAAUAUUCUGAAGAAUUCAGGAAUCGCUCACUGUUAAAAAUGUGGAUAGGACCAUUGCCUCAUUUGUUACUGUAUCACUCUGACACUGUGGAGGUUAUUCUGAGCAGUUCAAAGCUUAUAGAUAAAUCCUCUUUAUACACAUUUGUACAUCCAUGGCUUGGCACAGGACUCCUGACAAGCACUGGAGAUAAAUGGCGGACCAGGAGAAAAAUGAUAACACCCACCUUCCACUUCACAAUCUUGACUGAUUUUCUAGAAGUCAUGAAUGAACAAGCCAAUAUUUUGGUUGAGAAAUUUAAAAAACAUGUUGACAAAGAACCAUUUGAUUGCUUUCUAGACAUUACUCUGUGCGCCCUGGAUAUAAUCUGUGAAACUGCAAUGGGCAAGAAUAUUGGUGCACAGAACAAUAAGGAUUCAGAAUAUGUCCGUGCUGUUUACAAGAUGACUGAUUUGAUUCACCGGAGACAGAAGACACCUUGGCUUUGGCCUGAUUUUUUAUAUGCUUUGUUCCAAGAAGGAAAGCAGAGUGACAGAACUCUCAAGAUCCUUCACAGUUUUACAGACAAGGUUAUUGUAGAAAAAGCCAAUGAGAUGAAGAACCACCAAGGAAGUAAAUGUGACUUCGUUGACAGCUGCAAAUCAAGUGAAUCAAAAAAGAGAAGAGCUUUCCUUGACAUGCUUCUGAAUGCAACUGAUGAGGAAGGGAACAAACUGAGCUACCUAGAUAUUCGAGAGGAAGUGGACACUUUCAUGUUUGAGGGCCAUGAUACAACAGCUGCUGGUCUGAACUGGUCCAUAUACUUACUUGCAAGUUAUCCAGAAGUCCAGAAGAAAGUGCACAGGGAACUGGAUGAAGUGUUUGGUGACUCUGACCGUCCUGCCACAAUGGGGGAUUUGAAGGAGCUACGCUAUCUUGAGUGUGUUAUUAAGGAAACCCUUCGUCUAUUCCCUUCAGUGCCUUUCUUUGCCCGGACCUUGAAUCAAGAUUGCUUUAUUAGCCAGCGCUUUGCACUGAUGGAAGAGAAAGCUGUUCUAGCCAUCCUCCUACGCCACUUCUGGUUGGAAACAUAUCAAAAGCGUGAAGAGCUUGUCCUGGCAGGAGAUUUGAUUCUUCGGCCAAGUAAUGGCAUCUGGAUCCAGCUGAAGAGAAGAAGAACUCACAUGGCUGAGAAGAAAGUUUCAAGAGUUUAGAUCCCUGUAUAUAUAAAAUAUUUCAGAACCUCCUAGUUCUUUCCUUCCACUACAUUCAGAACCACAGUCAAAAGGUUACUGUUCCAUCCCCAUUCUGAAAAUCAAAUCACUUUCAGACAUCUAAUUAUUUCAUAGCCUUACUUGACAGCCUGGGUUUUCUUUCAUUGGAGUACUAUUCCUGGUACGUUGUGAAAUGGACGUAUUCAUAGAAAGUGACUAAUUAUUCUCACCCUAAAGAAUAAGAACUAACUCAUACAUAACCUACCCACUCUCCCAAGGGUAAUAUUAUUGAGGUUGUCUUCUAACCAUAGUUUCUAAAUGACAAGAUGCCAUUACUCACUCACUUACAGAUUCAUUUGCCAAAUGUACUGUAUCUUAAAUGAGGG
This is a messenger RNA of Alligator sinensis (Chinese alligator), 1588 nucleotides long. RefSeq names its product cytochrome P450 4V2-like. Lineage: Eukaryota; Metazoa; Chordata; Crocodylia; Alligatoridae. Gene Ontology annotation, molecular function: iron ion binding; oxidoreductase activity, acting on paired donors, with incorporation or reduction of molecular oxygen; monooxygenase activity. Bases 6 to 1202 code for a protein of 398 amino acids. The transcript is spliced from 9 exons. The record is from RefSeq and is a predicted model, not a curated record.